AUGGCUAGACCAAUCCCGGACAUCAAUUUACGCGACAUCUCAAAGCACGAGGACAUCAAGCCCCGGGAAAGCAGAUCCUACUUCGACCUGACCUUAGACAGAAUCACAAAUAACAGAUCCAGCAGGAACCUCGUCUUUGGGACGUUAAGCGGAUGGGUGGCCGGGGUUUCGGUCAUCAGAGUGGGAAAAGUAGCAGCCUUUGGGCUAGGAGGAGGCGUGAUUCUGCUGCAUUUCGCCACUAGACCGAGCAUCCCGGUCGCAGCACUGACGACGCCCGUGCCGGAGCCGGAGCGACCGCCCCUGCCCGCAGAGCCCGUCAUCCCCGUCCCCAAACCAACAGAACCCUUCAAAGUUUCAACAGAACCAUUUAAAGUUUCAACAGAACCCUUCAAAGUUUCAACAGAACCCUUUAAAGUUUCAUCAGAACCUUUCAAAGUUUCAGAAGAGCCCAACAUUUUUCUCGAAAAACCAUCUUUUUUACCCGCACCGAAACCAAUACUGCAUUCCCCAAAAAUAUCACCGUCCUCGAUCCCGAAUCCUAGUCCCAGCGUGACGACCACCAGCAAGCCGGUGGAGCCUUACCCUAACUUUGGAAGCUACCUCUACAACAUCCCGGGGUAUUCCGCCUUCCAGCCAGUGUCCUAUCCUGGCAUUGUCCAGCCCAAUCAGGCACCAUUACAGCUGACACCACCUGAACCACCACCAACUGACUUCGUGCCAUUCCCCACAAUAGCAGCCAAGGAAGCACCACCACCACCAUCAAUCGAGGAAAAAAACACAGUGGAAGUUAAACCCGCUAAUGAACCUCCAAGGAUUCCAACACCAGUAAAAACACCGAAGGCUCAGACUGAUUUCGAAGACCAUUUCACUCCUGAAAUCAUCCCAGCUUCGUCCAUGUCAAUAGAUACUGGUCAAUCUUCGGAGUGCAAGAUGAGCAUAACAUCUCUAACGCAAGGAUCAGGGGCUACGGUGACGAUUCCUUCACAAGUUACGAGCAAAGAAUCUAAAAUUAAACCAGCUGAAAGGUUUAGUUUGAAAACUAGCAUUCCUAUCAGCAAAAUCGAUUUGAAAUGUGUCAGCACACCUUCAGAUACAGUAUUACAAAAUCCUAUAACCAAAAAAAUGGCUGCGAGUCAACAGUAUCAUAGUCAAAAGUCUGACAAUGGACCAAGAGUUGAAAUUCAAAGUAACAUAGUCAUUAAAUCGGCAAAAGAGCCUGAACCAGUAGAGCCGAAACCUCCUAAUAACAGUAUAAGUACGUUGAUCAAUGCGGCGGAGGCUAUACAUAAAUCCGAAAUUCAAUUUCGGAAGCCUGAUAUAAAUCCUAUUGAUAUGACAAAUGAAGCGAAAGACACCUCUCCGCAGUUUACACCUCAACCCACCAACCUGAUGACGAGGCCAAUAUUUAAUCCUGUCAACGUUGACAGUAAUAAGGUAAACUAUUCAAAUAAACCACCAGACUUAUCGUUCAACGAACAGAAGAAUCAAAUUGUGUUCAUACAAAAUAAGAAUCCUACAAAUCCAAAGAUGCUGUUAACGAUACAGCAACCGAACCCUCAGGUUUUACUACAGAGAACUAAUUUCGAGUCAAAAAACCUGCAAGCUCCUUCACGAUUGUCAAGCCAAAGUAAGAAGUGCAAAGAAGAGCUCGUCAGCGAAAAUGGAUCGUCUUCGAAGGUCGUAGCCCUGAAGAGACUCCAUCAGGAGAACUGUGACGAGAAUGACUUUGAGAACUUGAUUACCGAAAAUCAAAUUUACGGUAACAAGAUAGUCGUGAAGGAGAAAUUGCAGGGAACACAGCAGGAGCAAGAUUUGAAAAAUAAAGUAAGAUUAGAAAAACCUAUUCAAAAUGAGACCAAAAAUGUAGUUCUACAACCUGUUGUGCAACAAAAUUUUGUAUAUUUGAGCAACGUCCAGUUUCCAACAAACUUGAUGAUGAUAAAGAGUAACAACACUAAAGUCUCACAAGGAACUGAUACUAACACUACGAGUAUCAAACCAAACAAGAUCUCGCCCAAUGAAAAUAAAAAUAUCGAAUUCAUCCAACCAGCAAAGAAAAGUAUUAAUAAUGCAAAUAAUAAAGUAAAAUCAGUCAAACCUCAAAAUGCUGCAGUUAACAAAGAUACUCACGUAUUAAAAUCCAGUAACAAUAUUACGCAGACUCCAAUAUCAAAUAAAAAUACUAAAUCAGACAUUACAAUAAUUGAAACCAACAAUCAAAAUAUUAAUUUGAAUCCACAAUUAAUAUACGAUUUGCCAGUGAUAGUAGAUGCUGAUAUUCAAUUGGAUCAACCUAACUACGAUAUUCAAAUAGAAACCGAAUUUCCUAAGUUUGUCGCUAAUCAAAAUAUGAAUGAAUUGGUUCAGACCGUCGAGGCACCAGAGUCAAGUGAUAAACUGUUUAUCGCUUGCCCGUACCAGAUGGAUUCGAAUUUACAACCAACUAUAGUGAUCACAAACGUGCGGCCUCCGACAGAAACUGUAAGCGUUAAGGUAGACGAAGUAAGUUCUUUAGAUAUUUACGAAAAACGUAGACGGUUGAGGCGACUGAAAUAUUUAAGCAAUAGAGAAACAAAUAAAGAACAAAAGACUGAUGAAAAAGAUAAAGAAAAAGAAAAAAAGAAAGUACAAGAAAAAACUGAGAAAAGCAAUAUUAUAACGGCAAAAACAAUGAAAGCUGAAAUUUACAAGGAGCUAAAAGCCAAAGCGUGUUUAGAAGAAGAAAACAACGAAAGCGACAGUGAAUACGGGGAAGAGGAAUUAAUGGAGUAUAAUGAAAUCAUAAUAAAGUAUGGCAAACGGAAGAAAGAAGAUAAAAUUGGCAGUGGAAAACUGGCAUUUUUAUCUGGUUUUCGACUAGCCUCAAAAGAAGCGUACAAAGAAAAACAGAUGGACAAACAAGAACGUAUGCUGCGGCGGGACUCAGUAGCAUCGGCGUACAUAGCAGCUGGUCGGAUAGACCGGCUAACGCACGAAAGCAAGAGCUCCGAGAGCCAACCAGAGUUCGCGAAGCCAGCCCCCCCUCCUUCGAAGACGCAAGGCCCUGAAGUCGUGGAAAACCCGGAGGAGAAGUACAAGAAAAAUUGGUUCCUGUCACAGCUGAGGCUGAUGACCGUGCCUUCGCAUUAUAAGGAAAGAUACGAACGAGUGUGGCACGAGAUUCUGAAAGAGAGGAAACGACGAGAUAGACCCACCGAGGAUCCAUCUGCUGAAGAUGCAGAAGUAUUUAAAAAACCGCGGCCAGUAGACUUAGACCCAAACGGACAACUCCAAUUACUCACUGAAAUAAAGAAAUGCGUCAACGAGAACAACAACUUGAUCAAGAAGCGAUUAGAAGUCACUACUACAGAAAAAGAAGGAGAGAGCAUAAAAGUUCUAGCCGAUAAAAACUUUUCCGAGCUAAACAGGCUUUCCAAAAUGGCGGAUAGGAGCGUUAAAGUGUUUACUGGACAAGAGGCCAGGAAGAGAGAUCUCAACCCUGGCUUCGACAGCGAGAAUAUCCAAAUACCCCAGAUCAGAAUUAAGAGCAAAAAUUUUGUAGAUAUAAACAUACCUUGUAUAUCUAAGAUAGUGUCGUUAAAGUCAAGGCAGGAGAAAGACUUGGCGCAGUCAUCUCAGGCGACGUCUAUGGAUGAGCCGCAGAGUUCGGCGGCGGGAGCAACCGAGUCCAAAGAUGGGGAGGAACCAAAGACGAAGGACUUCAGCUGCCAGGCGGAGGAGCUCUGGCCGGGGCUGAAGAAACUCGUGAGGAACAUCAAGCAGUACGAAAUAGUGCGCAAGAAAGAGAUAGUGGACCUGCACCGGCGCAACACGGAACUGCGAGUGGAGAGCGCAUACGUCACGCGCAAUGCGUCACAUGACAACGACCAGGCGCGAGCGCUGCUCGCUGAGAGACAAAACCUCUCAGUAGAAGAGGCCAACAUACGCCGGUCGGUGCAGAAGCUCAUCGCUGCUAUAGAAAUUAUUAGGAACAGCUAAACGAGUCUUUUAGGCACAGUUUGCUUCAAUAGAAGCUGUCAAUUUAUAUUAUCAUUGAUUGAUACUGACCUGUCUUGUAUUUGGGUAUAGUCAAUCUAUCUUUGACUGCAAAGGGAACAGUUUCAGUCGAUUUUUAUCGUAAUUUAUUUACAAAAUUGACAGUUUUUAUAGUUAAAAGCAAUCUCUUCAGACCAAUAUGAUGAUUGGUUAAUUUGUUUUAUUACUUUAUGGCCAUAGUUCAGGGAAAGUCUUUGGGGAACUAGUUUUGGGGUGUCAAAAAUCAUCAACAGUACCUUUGCUACAUACACGCUGCCUAAUCUCUUGACGUACUGGAUCGUUUCAGUGCUCUCCAUAACUUCGUACUUCAUACACACAAUAUAAUUGCAUAUAAUAUAGCGUUCCCGUCUAUAAUAUGCCAAACGAAGGAAUAACGUUUAAGUUAAAAAUUGUUGACACGCAUUGGAUAUUGUUGAUCUAAUAAAACAAUUCAUUGCAAAUAUACAUAUUUUCAUUAUUUAUUGCAAUACACAA
This is a messenger RNA of Ostrinia nubilalis (European corn borer), 4509 nucleotides long. RefSeq lists its product as uncharacterized. The coding region runs from base 1 to 3978 and encodes 1325 amino acids. The transcript is spliced from 5 exons. NCBI's taxonomy places the organism in Eukaryota, Metazoa, Arthropoda, Insecta, Lepidoptera, Crambidae. The record is from RefSeq and is a predicted model, not a curated record.